This is a messenger RNA of Prunus persica (peach), 699 nucleotides long. RefSeq lists its product as uncharacterized. The record is from RefSeq and is a predicted model, not a curated record. The transcript has a single exon. Lineage: Eukaryota; Viridiplantae; Streptophyta; Magnoliopsida; Rosales; Rosaceae. The coding region runs from base 1 to 699 and encodes 232 amino acids.
AUGGCGACUUCAUCGUCUUCGUCUGAUUCCCCUGCACUAGUUUCUUCUACUCUUCAUUCCUCUUCUGCUUCGUCGAUCAUUGGUGCUCAUCAUUUGGUCAAUGUCGUUCCUGUUAAGCUUCGCACAGAUAAUUACCUUCUUUGGAAGAAUGUUUGUCUUCCGAUUUUGGAAUCAUAUGAUUUUCUAGGUUUAAUUGAUGGCUCUGAUCGUGCGCCAGACCGUGUUCUUCUUGGACCACCUGGUUUUUCUUCUCCUCAACUCAAUCCUGCGUUCAGUGCUUGGUCUCGCAGAGAUAAACAUUGUUUGAUUUGUCUUCAAGGUUCGCUUUCUGAAGAAAUUUUACCUUAUGUUGUCGGUGCUGCAACAUCGCGAACUUUGUGGCUUAAUUUGGAGCGGCGAUUUUCGUCUCUUUCUGAAUCUCAUAUUAUUGAGUUGCAAUCGAAGCUGCAAUCUCUCUCUAAAGGUGAUCAUUCCAUGUCUCAAUAUCUGAAAUCCAUCAAGCAUAUUGCUGAUAGUCUUGCCGCUGCUGGAACUCCACUUAGCUCUGCUGCCUUGGUUGUUCAUACACUUAAUGGUUUACCCGCUGAAUAUCACACCUUUGCUACAUCAAUUUGCACCAGAUCUACUCCAAUUGUGAUUGAUGAGCUUCAUAGCUUACUUUUAGUGAAGAACUUGCUCUCCUUCGCCAAAAUUCUGUGA